AUGCCGACGGACAACACGUCCACCGGACAGCAGCCUGAACAAGCUGUUCCGGUGUCUUCUGCGCCUUCACUGGAAAAGGUGAGCUUAGUGGAGGAACAGCAGCAGCAGCAGCAACCCACGACGAUGCCUUCGGAGAAGCCGACCGGAAGUGGUCGGGAAUGCGAGCCAAAAAUCGAACACGUCACGACCACUCCGGUGGAAAUGGAGAAGACAGGCGGCCCAUCGCCAACGGCAAUUGGCGAAAUCCAUGCGAACGGUGAUCCGUUAGCCGUGUCGGAGGAGACACCAGAAAUAAGUACCACUUCGGAUGAGUCGGAAAAGUUGUCCGAAGCAAGCGAAGGAAAGCGUGCGGAGGAGGUUGUUGCAGCGGAAAAUACCGGCACAGAUCCGUUGGGUGUCGGUACGAAGGGAUGUUCCGGGAGUCCUCCAACGUCCUACGAACAAACACCCACAGCUUGCGAGAGUCAUCUGCCGAAAACGGAGGCGUCCAAAGUGCAGAACGAUGGCAAGGAAAUGGAGUUAUCGGAGGCAACGCCAACGUCGACAUCUUCCCCUGGUGAAGCUCCUGCAACGAGUAGCAGCGUUACGAACGAAGAGCAAUCCUCGCCAAGAAGGUGUUCUUCCAGUCGUACUCCACCACCAAUAGUGGAGUCUUCUACGGCAACACCGGAGAAGGGAAAUCCGAUGGCGGAUGGAGUGACCAGAGUUGACAGCAGCAGUAGAGUGGAAGAACCUACUGAGAACAGCGCGGACAACGUGAAAGGGCCUAGCAGUAACGGUAGCAUUAGUGUAAAUAGUAUUAGCAAUGUCUGCAGCAGCAGCAGCAGUAGUAGUAACGGCAGUAAGGAAGAAUCUCAGCCACCCUCUGAAGGAGGGUCACCGAGCCGGGAAGAUAACGCGACAUCUUCUGAUCCGAGCGAUCGAACGCGAUCGUCACCUGCCGAAAACGUCGCACCGGAGGUAGUAUCGAAUGCUGUGAUAGAGAAGGAACAACCGCGAAUGGACGGUGAUCCAGAUCCGGUUGGGGUUGUGAUAGCACGGAAGCAGGAAGAUAAAAGCGAGCUGCAGCAAUGCAAGUCAUCGCCGUCGACGGUGCAAUCGAAUGCAAUGCAGCAGAGUGAGCGCAACGAGAAAGUACCGAGUGAAAGCGCCGCAUCCAAGCGAGAGGAAGAACACAUAGAGCGAUCAAGCGCACCGGCGGAAGAUACGAGGCAAAAGGAGGAUGCUAAGGCAACAGAAUGUCCGGUCGCAAGUAGCACGAAUCAGGGGAAUACUCACGCAACAGAGGAGAAAGAUAGCAGGGUAAACAUGACUGUGGAUGGGAGAAGCGCCUCGGAAACGGUACCACCGGAUCCUGAUCCGGGACCUCCCGUGCAGGAGUCUGUGAAGGAUGGCAGUGUCGACAAAUCGUGUCCAAAUAGUCUUGGGUUGGAUGAAACGGCGAAUGGUGGUGUCUCGGUAGAGCAACAUCAGACCUCCAAGCUGGGGACAUCUCAAAGUUCGGUGGUUCUCGAAUCCCGGUGUGAGGAUGAGAACGGCAACGAUAGUGAUCCUAAAACGAUGUGUAACCUCAACAACGCAGCAGGUCGGGUUGACUUCCAUCAACAACAACCACCGCCACCGGUUUCGGCAAGGAACCCGCUUCAGUUCACCGAGGUUGCGAACGAUGAGGUCGAGCUGAAGGUCGAUGGAGGUCACCUACUCGAUCGCGUUAUAAAGCUGUCGCUGUUGAAAGGUUUACAGGAUAGCGGGAAACGUUUGGCCAAGAGUAGUCUGAUCAUAUCCGGCGCUAGUGCCAACUCCGGUGAAGGCGUGAAUGGUGAGGCAACCCUUGCGACGACUUCUUCACUGAGCAAAGCUAAGAGUGCGGCCGCUGGUUUGCGUUUGUUAGAGGAACACAAAACCACACCACCGGCGCUGGUGGCAAAUGGGUUGGUAGCAUCGGGUAGUAGCAGUAACGAUGGUGUCCAAGAACCGGUUGCUGUUAAGGAGCUUGCUAGCAGCACUAAGGAGCUGGCGGAUGCGUCACAAUCUCACACCCAGAAAGGAGGAAGGAUACGGCACUCGAGUGAUACGACCGUCAGUAGUAGCCCUUCCGGGGAGCUCGAUGGAGAAAUACGCAGCAGCAGCAACAGCUCGUUGGACUUCCGAGAAGAAGAAGCUAGACCUGCGGAGAUUCCCGAGGAUUCAACGGUGCCGUCCAGUUUGGAGGCAACCUCUAGCAGAGGAGGUCCUGCAACUCACGAGCCUUCGGGUAGUAACGAACAUCUCCCGAUGAAAGCGCGCAAACCGCAGUACUACGCUAGUAUUCCAGACUUCUCGAAGCAACAGUUUAGAUCAUCCACUGGCGGAUCUACUACGCCGACCUCGACAACGGCGACGUCGAAGAGUCUUGCUCAGCUGCACAUGAAAACGCCCGACUUCAGCCGUUUGGUGUCUGGUUCCUCGCCAUCCUCCCAAACUUCGCCGUCUUCCACGACGACGACUUCUUCCACCAUGGCGACCACAAACAUGCGCACUACGAGUGAGCUAAAAAUCUCGAAUCCAGACUUCACGAAAGGGUUCGCUUCGCAGCAACCGCACUAUGGUUCGUCAGCACCUGGCAGUUAUCCGUCACCUCACGACGCCGGUCAGCAUGCUGGUCCUGGUAGUACGUCACCGUACGUGUCUCAGGACACGUUCAGCAAGCUCAUCAAGGAGCGGAAUUACAUCGCGGAUCUGCAGCUAAAGAACCCAGCACCUGUGUCGCAUCACAGUUCCUCACGGGAUGGUUCUUCUCCCGGGGAUACAACGGGGUCUUCUAACAGCGAUUACCCAGGGUCGUCCCCACGAGUGGCCACAGUGGACACAACCUCUUCGGGGAGCGCCGGAGUCCCGUACGGAAAUGUUCCUACGAACAAUCUCUACCACCGACCAGCGGGAGGAUCUAUGAUGGAGCAACCAAUGGAGCUGGAACCGACAGCGCACGUGAUACACAAAAAUGCAGGAGGUCCUGCUGGUCCUUCUGCGCCAUCCUCGCUGCAGCCUGCAGGUGUUCAUCACGCACCGAAAACGUGGAAUCCUCCCGAGUUCAGCAGCAAGCACUUCACACAAUCCGCUCAUCCGAGCCAUCGAACAAACGCGCUUCCAAACGGUGCUGGACCAUCAUCAACUUCCCCAUCGUCUCGUGAUCCGUCACCAGCGCCUUCCUCAUCAUCCUCGCCACAUCAUGGCUACGGACCUCUGGCAGGUUCCUCAGCAGCUCACGGAGGUAAAGCUCCACACCCGGGAUCAACGCCAGUGCCCGGUUCGGAACGGAUCGUCGUGAACAACGUGCGGACGUACUAUCCAGAAGCGGCCGUUCCUUCUCCAGUACCACCGGGAUCAACAAGCGGAUCCCAUUCGUCGGUAUAUCCCUCACUACCGAAGGUGAAGGAUCCCGAGUUCCGGUUAGACCACAACAAGGAACAGCUACUUCUGCAAGAGGGCACGAUCGUGACGGUGAAGCAAUCGAAUCUCUCCUCGGGUGUGCCUUUUUCGGGACCACCAGGACGUGGUCAAAUGCCACCACAAACGACCGCUCGAUCUUCCUCCACGGAGCGGCGUGAGGCUCAGAUGCUGCAAAACUCGCAGGACAUCGUGUACCGUGACUUCAGGCAGCAUAAGAAACCAAGCCCACCGGCAGGAGGCCCUGGAGGUCCCCGACCAUCACCAGGACACUCGGUUGGAAGUCCUGUUGAUCGUAGGUCACCGUACGAUCCUUCCCCGUACUACCCGCAAUCGAUGCACCAUCAUCGCCCUGGACCACCAGUUGUUCCGGCGCAAGGUGGGAACAUUGGUCUUAUGCAUCCACCUCCAUCGAACUGGCCGAGUCCAGGUCAUACUCCUCCCAACCCAGCGCAACGUCCAAUGGGACCAAACACAGCCCACAGCAGCCCACCGGGAAAUGGAGCGAGUCCCGUUUCAUCACCAGCACCUUCAGCGGUUCCGAUGGCGCAACAUCACUACCCUCACCAGCACCACGCUCAAGGACCGUACAAAAACUCACCCAGUCCGGUGUCGGGUUCGACGUACGGUUCAAGUUCUUCCCCAGGUCAACCGCAAGGAGCAGCAGGAAAAUAUCCCUCGCCACAGGUUUACCCAGGGGGGCCUGCACCUGGCAGCGAAAGAAGACGCGAUGCGACACCUGAUCGAGGCGUUGGCUCGGGGUAUUACAAAGGGUUGGAUUACAACAUGGAGCAGAAGUUCGCAGAGGUGUACCAGGCACAUCACGCGAAGGAAAAGCAAGCAGCAGAAGCUGCUUCCAGCUCGGGAAGACAACAUCGUCCGUCAGCUCCCGGACCCGGUGGUGGAAGUUCCGGCUUCGUUUCGACGCCAAACGUCCAAGGGAAGGGUGGUCCAGGACCGUAUGGUGUGGGAGGUUACGACCAGCAGUACCAUCCGUACUAUCAACAACAACCGCAAGCAACACCUUCCCCAACAUCGACACCAUCGCCAGUGCCUUCGCCACACCACAGCAGAAAGUACAGUGGACCUCCUUCGAGGGAUCCUUCUCCGCUAGGUCAGCAACCACCGCAGCAGUUGUAUCGGUACGGUUCCAGUGACGCAUUGUACCACGUUCCAUCACCUGGUGGACCUGCGUACAUGCACACGCCACCUCCAAAACCUUCGGAACAUGGAGGCAACGCAACACCACAGGUUCCGGCAGCACCGUACUAUCCCCGGCAAGCUUCUCCGUCGACGUUAGGCUACCCGAUCGGUACCAGUGGCCCAGGAUAUCCUAGUAGACCUCAUCAUCCCGGUGCGAUCGUUCAUCCGAAUCACCACAACCCGGUUGGGGCGCAGUCUGUGAUAGGUGGUGGUGUGUAUGAUCGAAACAUACAUCCUUAUGCCACCGGAGGUCCUGGUCAACCUGCACCAGGAGCAAACCAACAGUCUCGUGCUUCAAAACCACCCUCUGGACCUGCUGCUGGACCGGAUCAAUCGGUGGCAAUGCAUCCACCGCAGCCGGGAAGCAAAAACAUUCCUGUUCGGGUCAUCGCAACGGCUCCACCAGCGGCCGUUCCUGUCGUUCAACCGUCCGUUGUCGGUGGUGCUUUGGGACCAUCCCCACGGCCCGUAGGGCAAUCAUCCUCUUCAACGGCAACACCGGCUCAACCAGCGAGUACCGGAACGAUGGCAGAAGCCAGCAGUGGCCACGGACGUGAUGGUAAUGCAACUACGGCUGGUACUACGGCGGUUAUUAUCGCACCCGUGAAACGCGAAUCACCGCUUGAUCUGUCGGUGAAAACCGUCAAAACGAAAGCCGACUCGACGGGAUGCGAUGACUAUGGUGCUGGUUCGUUGGGUGCUGGCCACAGCAGCAGCAUCAGCAGCAGUAGCAACAGCAGCAGUAGUAGCAGCGGUAGUGGAGCUGGCACGAACGCUCGUGCCCGUGAAAUGGUACCGAAGGUGGACUUUAGUCCGAACUUUCAGAAGCACAUUCCUGCGAUUCCUCACUCGAGGGGAAGUUCCGGCCCGGUUGCCCCACCAGGUGGUGGUCCACCGAGACCUCCGGAACCGCACCAUCAACAUCACCAGGCGCCUGCGAUGACACGCCACGUGUCCGUGAUUAGUCCCGCAAUUCCGCCGGGAUACGAUAAGAAAACGGACGCGUACAUGUCCGCUAACUAUCGCGCCGUUGGUGGACCGAUGGUUUCUUCCGCCUAUCAGUACGCCGCGGCGGGUUCUGCACCAUCAGGUCCACCUGGAUCCGGGUAUGACACUCCGGCAGCACCAACACCGACGUCUUCAUCCUUAACGGCAGCAUCGUCGGCGAGCAGCAAAAGCGUUUACUAUCCCCCGAUGGGUGCGGAGUACGCCCGUAAAGCCAGCGGGACUGGAAGUAUCGUGACGGGACAAGCCAGCGCUGGAUCGGCGGUUGUAAACGCACGGCCUACUCAACCCGCUGGACACUCAUCUGCUCCACCGGUUAGCGGUGGUUCGCAACCCCGUCAAGAUGAUCCUCGAAUCGAAGAUCGCAAGUUCGUCGAGAGUAUGCUGAAGAAGCAAACCUCACCAUCGUCCGAUGUGAUGGCCGACUUGCAGGCUGGGAAGUUUCCCACCCGUUUGCCGCAAGGGCUGGUUCCGAAAAAACGAGCCGCCGCAGCAGCAGCUGCUGCAGCAGCCGCAGCCGAAGCGGCUCUAUCGAAACCGGCAGGUCCUGGAAUGCCACCUGUGGCAGGUGUUCCUUCCGCAGCGAAAGUGGCCAAGUAUGAAGAUCAUCCACCAAGUGGUCACGUUCUUCCAGGACAUCCUCAAAACAACCCACAAGGACCUUCUCCAGGAGGCGAAGAACGCUACCCAAAUCAUUCCACUGGAGCACCUCCGGAGGGUGGCUAUCCGCAUUAUGGACCUGUUCCUCCUGUGAACACCCUAGGACACAGCUACACACCACCCAACAAGUGUCCUCCGGUGCCUGAAAUUGCCAAAGGUCCGACGGUGCAUCCAUCCGUCAUCACAACCAACUAUCACCAUCAUCCACCAGCGGCCAUGCAGCAGCAACAACACCAGCAACACUUUGCUCCGGAGACGCACUAUUAUCAACCUCCAGCGGCAGGUCAGGCAAAACCACCACCAUCCCGUGAGGAACCCAUCGUGCCGGUGUACCAUCAACCGCACUUACGCGGUGGAAAUGCUACCGUUUAUUCCGCGCAUACGUACGGAUUCCCGAAGGUAGAACCACAUUCCGCUCAUCCGCAGGUUGCUCCGUACGCGCAACAUCACCCUGGUGGACCACCACCACCGUCACCGUUUCACUAUGGUGGAGGAGUUGUCGAUCCUAUGAAGUCAUCCGCGGAGAAGUCAUCCGUCUAUCAGAUGCAGUCGCACAUUCACUACACCGGUGCUGGUGCCCCGGGUGGUGCUCCAAGGAUUGGUGUGCCUCUUUACCAUCAUCAAGCGCACCUUCAGCAGCAACAUUCGGCGCAACACCUGCACCAUUCAUCGCCUUUGCCACACGCAACGGAACCGAUGCCAACCACCGCCCAGUAUCCGCCGGCCCAGCAGCAACACCACCGGGGAGCUGAUCAGUCGGUGAUCUCGAAGCUGCGUUCUAGCCUUGAGCUGAAGGAGUACGAGAAGCAGCGCAUCAGUCAGCUCCGUAAACAACCACCACCGGAGGUUGCCGCCGACGAGGAUCACUCGCCAAAAGGCGCCCAAGCAAGCGUUGGUGCUGGUGCGGUCAACUUUGGAACCGCCAGGGAAGCGCACGAUACACCCUCAUCGUCGUCGCGUUUUCGCACCAAAGGCGAACUGAAGGGCUACACCCCACUUCCGGUGUCGAGUGUCACCGAGUCGCCAGCCCCAAUGGCGCUGAAGAAGGAAGACCCGAAAGAGGACCACCAGCAACCGGAUGCGGACACGGAAAAACCGAUCAUUCCACCGGCGGAUCUUGAGGUUGCGGCACCACUCGACAUCCUGGAUUGGGGUAGCGCUUGCAACGAGUUCGUGGAACAGCUGCAGACGGGCAAAAAGCGUGGUCGACGGAAACGGCCGAUGGUACUACCGGCGGUUGGAACACCAGUGGGAGGUCGCACAAACACCACCACUUGGAACGCGGCAGACACCAACAAGGAACCCGCUUCAGCGUUCGCUGAAGACUCAACGGAUCUUUCAGCGAUCCCGAAAGAAGUGCUUAAUUCCGCUCGAUCACCGCAUCGCGCCAAAACCCAACCUCCGGGUGUUGCGAGUGGCAGUGAGAGCUCGAGUGAUGAAGACAAACCACUGUUGCUGCUUCGUCAGCAAUCCCAGCAACAGCAGCAGCAGCAACAGCAACAGCAACAUCAGCAACAAGACCCACGCCAAGUGGACGAUCAAAUCAGUCGCUUGCUGCAGCAGGAGAAGGUCGCUCGCAAGAAGCAACGGUUCGAGCUGGAGCAGAAACACGAAGCGAAACUUGGUCGCUCGAGCAGUACGGAUAGUGAGACGGCCCGGGUUGCAUCGGCGGCUGCCCAGCGCGCUAAAGCCCGUGUCCGCAAGCUACGCCAUCGUUCGAGCGUCGUUCCGAUGCGAUCAAAUCUCAAAUCAUCCGAUGGUGACGGUGACGUAACGGCUGAGGACGAACCGGAGGACGGCAAGGGGCAACCAUCGGGUGGCCGGAAACGAUCGCCACUUCCGUUUGUGGCCAGCGCAAAACGCAAGCGUACACGUGCGCCGGGUUCGCGGUCACCUUCGAGUUCGUCCUCGUCCUCGUCGGAAGGGCGAGUUGUGAAGAAACCGGAGGGUGAAAAGCCCCGGAAACGGGGACGACCGAAGGGUACGGGUGUGGGGGGGAGUAAGCGCGGUCAGCAACCGACGAGUACGCGGUGCCAAACGGCCAGCAUCAAGCAGGAACCGAAUGAGAACACCGACCUCAGCUCGGAUGAGGAAUCACGUGCGUUAAGGACACCUCAGAAGGAAGCGAGAACUGGUGGCGCCGCUGGCAGGACAAGCGCGGACACGAUGAAGAAACGUGAAGCCGGUGGUGGAGGUGGAACGUCCGCUGGUGGGAAUGGUGGGUCAGGUGGAAAAGCUCAGCAGGGAAAACCUUCGGAAGAUGGUGCCACGCUGUAUAACGGUGUCCAGCAGCGGGAAAAGAACGGCUGUUUUGGUGCGAAAGUGCGAAAGCACGUUCGAAAGCAACCGCCACAGGUGGGUGCGCGUACGAAGGCACACUCCGUCGCAUCGGGAACAUCCGGUUCUUCAUCAUCCGCGGCCUCAUCAUCCUCAUCCUCCUCGGAGGAAGCGGAAGAAGACCGCGAAACGAUGACACGAUCACGCAGCAAACGGGAAGCCGAACGGCGCCGUUCGAACAGCAAAGUCCUGCGGAACGAUAAGAUUGUGGAAAACUGCCCGAACCCGGUCCCAAGCCAACGGCAGGCUCGGGCCCGGGCUGAUAGCGAGCGGACACCAACGAAAAAGAGUGGCAAAACGCGAAAACCAUCGGUCAGUGAGCAACCACCGACGUCGGCGACUAAACGCGCUAAAUCCCGACCGGCGGAAUCUGACUCGGAUGUUACGAAAGCAGGCGGUGGAAAUGGAACGUCCCGGAAACGGACACGGCAGGCGUCAAAAAACGCACUAAACUCGUCCGCCGGUUCGGCGGACUCGGGCGAUAGUUCGAGUGACGACGGUGGUCGUGGGGAGGUUUCCGAUCGGUUGCGAUCCCGAAAGGUCGCUAAGAAGUCAUCGGAACCCGCGAACCGGAAGCAAUCUGCUACAACAUCCAGCGCCACGAAAACCGGAUCACGGCGGGAAAGCACGACCUCGGCCAAAGGAACCGACGGGGGUGGUGGUUCUGGUAGAAAGAAGGCCAUCAACACCGGCGGCAACACCAGUGGUGUGUUGCACACAGUCCGGAAGUCCUUGAAAGAGCUCAACCAGUCGACGGAAGCUGGUCCGUCGGGAGAUCCGGCGGAUCACUUUUAUCCCGGAUGGGAAAAGGAGCUGUACGAGUACAAGCGCUCACUGAAGGUACCUCCGGAGUUGAUCACGAUCGACGGUGGGUUGUAUAUGCACCGGAUAUCGACCUCCUUGCCGGAUCUAGACUCACCGCACCACAGCGACGGUUCGGAGACGUUCUCCGAGAUCGUGAAGAAGCUGAACCAACGUGAUGCCGUUACGGCGAUGUCGCUGAAACGCCCUAAAACGAAAGCAGCCGCCAAGCAGCAGCAACAUUCCGUCCCAGCAGCAGGAGGAUCCUCCACGGCGACCGCAGGGAAGGUGAAGGAAGAGGAACACAACCGGCAGGAGCGCAAGAAGCUUGACGAUAACGCAAAGUUUAGCUCCAUCAUCGAACUGCUGCAUCGCCGGUGUAUCGCUGCGCAGGCUGCCAAACCAUCCUCAUCCGGAACGGGUCGUGGAAAGGGUUCAUCCAAGGGUUCCGGAACCAAAUCGGGUGCCAACAACACCUGCAACAGCAGCACCGAGGCUAGUGCGAAGCAGAAGCAGGAGUACGAACUGUUGCCAACACCGGGUGCUGAGUCGGAGUCGCUGUUUAGCAAGAAUAGCAAGAAAAAGAAGUCUCUCUUUGAUACGGCCAUCCUGAAGUCACGCACACGCACCGAACAGAAGGCGAUGCAGAGCAAGGAGAUGAUCCGGGAGGUGUUUGGUGGGGAUGGUGAGCGGCCUCAGUCGGCGCCUCCACUUGGGUGUGUCCAAGAACCGAAACCUGAUCCGGAGCUGUUCGAAGAAGGCUUGCAGAACGUGACGUACGACGAGAAGUAUAACGAGCUGAUGCGGAAUGUCGAUCGGAUCGUCGGUGAGCUCGAUGGUGGUGCUGUCUCAGGAGCAGCAGUUGCCGUGAAACAGGAACCUCCCGAGGAGGAAGACGAAGACGACGAGGAGGACGAUGACGGAGCGGAAGAUGAUGAGGAUGAUGACGAAACGCAGGACAGCAGCGUGCGGUUGAAGGAUUCCGAACGUGACACACCUUCGGUUGCGUCGGAGCGAGGCGGUGAUCGUGAUCUCACCGGAACACCGAUGUCCUUCAAUGGUGCGGCAUCAUCGAUCGGAAAACCCUCGUCGGUGGUCACCACCACUACUGUAGGUGAUGUGGCGGUUGUGGCACCGGUGACGGUGAAAAAGCGUGGUCGUGGACAUCGUACAUCACGCCGGAAGGGCAGUUCGGGGUUUGACUACAUCCGGAAGAAGAAAAAACCGUCCCAACAGCACCACAACGGGCAGGGUGGCCAACAGCAGCAGCAUGGUGCAUCGACGGCUGUGAAUGGGGUGGCCGGAGCAAUCGGGAUGCGAAAGGUGACCGCUUACGAGAACCUCGAGGGUAAGGACGAAACGCACAUCAACAAGGAGAUCCGCAGCUGGGUGUUGAACAAGGGCGUCGGUGAGAGUCUGCUGCAUAAGGCAGCUCGGCUCGGUUACACGGACGUUAUCGUGUACUGCCUGGAACGCUUGGACAUGGAUCCGGACCUGAAGGACAAUGCCGGAUACACGCCACUACACGAAGCAUGCGCUAAAGGACAUCUAGAUAUUGCGAACUACCUGCUGCAGUAUGGUGCCAGCCACUCGGAACCAGCCGUUUCCGGGAUGCGACCGCUCCACGAGGCGGUUGAGAACUCGUUCAUCGAGAUCGUACGGUUGCUGCUGGCGUUUGGCGCCGAUCCGAUGUUGGCCACGUAUGCUGGGUUCACACCGAUGCAGCUUUCUGAAAGCGACGACAUGACGAUGUUCCUGAAGCACCAUCUCAGUGAUGUGCAGAGUUUGGCCCCGAACAAGACGGGCUGGAAGUUUGACGGGCCCUGGAAGAUUCAUGAUCCAGAGGAAAGCGGCUGCAAUGUGUUUCUGCACAUUCCAGGGUUUUCCAGCGAGGACACCAAUGGCGGAGGCUUUGCGUCUCUCAAUAGCAGUGGCACCAGCACCGGCGGUACAGUGUCGUCUGCUUCAAGCAAGCGUUGUGACUCGAACUCCAACAUUAUGCACUACGAGGUGGAUGGCGGUGGUAGCACCAACAACGUACCGCCGAGUGAACCGCCACCGGAUGAUGCGGAUUCUGUCCGGAAGCGAAAUGGCCUAUCGGAGGACAAACCAGCGGCUAGUUUGCGAAAUGGGAAAGUAAAACGGGAACCUGUUAAGCCGAAUGAGCACGUGACGAUGAACGGAACGACUGCGAGUCGGACGAAACUGACCAACGGAGACGACGGUGAUCAGAAGCCUGAUCAAGAGCAGCUCGAAACAGCGGAACCCGAUGACGAUGGUGAGAUGAUCUUCGAGUACGAGGAGGCGGACCGUCCACUGCCGCCACUGUACGUGCUGAAGGACGAAUACAACGAGCGCUGGAUGCUGAUGAGCGAUUUGUGCAACUUUCUCAAGUUCAAAUCGAAAGAGGCCGUACUUAAACAGAUCUGCCCGAACAACUCACCCAACAGCCAGCGCGAACUGAUACGGGAGAUGAAGAUCGAGGAGUUUCUGGCACGGGCCAACUGUCUGCAGCUGCUGUGCGCCGGCGAGAAGCUCAACAUUCACGCCUCGAAAGUCGUGCUGGUGAAGUACAACGACAGCGUCAAGAACCUGCUGCAGGUUCAGAGCGUUAUGACGCGCAUCUAA
Molecule: messenger RNA, 12060 nt
Organism: Anopheles nili
Lineage: Eukaryota; Metazoa; Arthropoda; Insecta; Diptera; Culicidae
Exons: 4
Coding region: 1-12060 (4019 amino acids)
Biological process (GO): negative regulation of transcription by RNA polymerase II
Cellular component (GO): nucleus
Molecular function (GO): protein binding; transcription corepressor activity
Source: RefSeq, a predicted model, not a curated record